GCGAGCCAACGCGCGCACCACGACGCUAAUUGUUGCAACAACAACAACAACAACAACAACAACAACAACAAUAACAACAACAACAACAUCGUCAACAAUAACAACAACAAACAACAAACAUCAAACAAUAAUCAACAUCAACAACAUUACAUUUUGCAACAACUGCAACUACGAGCCAGCAAGGAUCAACUGCUGCAACUGUUAUCUCAAUUAUAUUAGACAUACGCGCGUGUAAAAACGACGAGAAGAACUGGAAAGCCCCGGAUUCUCUCGAUAACAAUAAACAAAAGGGAAGGAAAAUAUUUCGCUCGUGCGUGUGUCUGUGUAUAAGUGCGUGCGCGUGUGUGCGAUUGCAGUCGUCGGCUUUGUAUGUAUCAAGCAACGACUACUCUUUGCGACGUCCAUCAUCGUCAUCGUCAUCCCCUCCAGAUGAGGCACUGCACUUGAAAAAUAGUGCUUGCUCCGAUUAUGCGACAUAGCACCGCUUUGCGUUCUUGUACAUAUACAUCUGAUGAUCAUAGGCGGUGGCUACGAGUUUCUUAGAUGACGACUGCGAGAUAGACCAGUGAACAAAUAAAUAAAUAAAAGAAGAAAAAGAGGAAGAAGUAAUUUUUUGCAGCAGAUUUAGUCGUGCAUGUGUAUAGAUCGCGGCCAAUCGUCACGUGCAACGCGAGUGGUGUAACAACAUUGAGUUGAGUGCGCGCAUCCCCUUUUGGCGUCUAUAGAAGCCGAAAGCUCGAUCGAAAGAGACGAUCGAACGACAAAUAUAUAUUGUUAUUGUACUGUGAUGGUGUGAGAGCUGUUCUGCAUUAUUAACAAGUGGUGCCCAGUUUUCAAGUUUUUCGUUUUGUUUUUUCUCAUUGAAUUUUACGUGAGCCACUGCAGCUACAUUGUGUGAGACCUGUGAUAAAAACGGAGACAGUGUGUUUUUUGUUCGUCAGUUUACAUGUAAAUAUUUUGUUAAAUAUACACGAAAAUUUAUCGUAUAUUCAGUGCAGUUCAAUUGAGGUUUGCCUGUAGCGAUCAGCCAAGCCACAGACGACCUUCGGAGUUACAUUUGCGCGGCACUCUCUCUCUCUUCUCUCUCCUCUCCUUCUGUCUCUCUAUCUCUUUUCUCUCUCAGUGCUGUGAGAAAUUUUCAGUUGCAAUUUAUUUCUGUUUUUCACGGUUUUUUGUGCGAGUGGCCUCGCGCGCUUUUUCAAGAAAUUUUUGUUUUGUGCGAGCCGAGCUGCUGCUGCACACGACCGAAGAUUCCUAUGCACGAGAAAUAAUAAAAAAGGAACGAAUCACCGAAGCUGUGCCCGACGCUGAAAAUAACGGUGAAAAAUGUACAAGUUCAUCGAAGCGAGACGAAAUCUUUGGCACAAACUUCACUAGAAGACACCGUGUAAAGUAAUCACGAAACAUCCGAGCUAGUGAGUCCCAAAGACACGUUCAGUUUGCCUUAGACGUCGCUUACAGUCCGAGCUGUUGACGGACCACAGAGCAACUCUCGGAGAUCCUUGAGGUGCAGGCGAAGGAACAAGAGGAAAGUACUCUUGUCGCUACAAAUAAGGCUGCGUAAGGGGGAGUCCUUGACUGCACCCAAAGCCAGCCAGGACACAUCAUCAUCUUAAGAUGUGAUUUCAAAAAUGGCGGAUUGUCCCUAUGCCCGCUGCAUACAGGAACGUAAACAUAUUCGUCGGGAGCUGCUGCGAUGGACAAAGAAUAUGGUCUUCGUAGUAGUUGUAUUACCAUUACAGGUCUGGAGCGGGUCGCCGAGGAGUUGAUGGGCCGUAGGAAAUGGAAGCAAUACUCGGACAAUAUCUACACCAGCGACACCAACAAUACAAGCUCCACGCCGGCGUCCGACGCGGCCCAGCAGCAGCUACAGCUCCUACAAUUACAGCAGCUGGCACAGGUGCAGCAACAAGCAAAGCCAGCCGAUUCGCCGAGUCAAACGCUGAAAGCAAAUUUGGCCAAUCAGUUGCAGACAACUACUAUUCAGCAAAAGUCAACGGUAAGCGCGCUAACGGGAGGCGAGACAUCGCCUCUCUGCGCGGACGAAGUCGCGACGACGGGUGGCCCAGAGAACGGACGCUUGGCCGAGGUUGCCCGGGAAAACGGUGAAACGACAGGAGGCGGCGGUGGCAGCGGUACUGGCGACUCUCGACACAACAACGAGACGACCGGCCAGCACCUCGAUCAUCUUCUCUCCAACGAGCUUCGCGCCUCCGACGACGAGGAUCAAAUAAGGAUCAAGCGCGAGAGGCUCGACGACGAACAGAAAACGAUACCUAGCCCGUUGGACAAGGAUCCCAACGACUCGGAAGGGACCAAGAUAAAGGAAGAAGCCAACUCAGAAACGACGCUCAAAGUAACGCACGGUCUACUGAGGGUGAAGAAAGAGGAGGAGCUUCAAGAGACACCGGGCCCAGGUGGCGGCGCAGUCGGCAUCGUUUGUCCGGCAAGGCCGACCUCGACGCCUCUCCACAACAAUAAUAACAGCAGCAACAGCAAUAACAACAAUAACAACAACAACAACGGUCCCUCGGAACAGCUGCAGGAGCAACGUAGCGCCUCGACUCCGCCGAAAAAGGAAUUGGUGACUUUUAACGCGGCGGCGUAUGUGCUAGGCAGAAGGCCAAGUCCGCCACCAGAGGACUGGAAGCCGCUCGACAAGUGUUACUUCUGUCUCGAUGGCAAGUUGCCGAACGAAGAGCAGCCACCUCUUAGUCCACGCAGCGAAAGUAGUCAAAGUUCGCGUUCGGCCGAGUCACCGAUGUCUGUACAAGUGGAUCCGAUGGCGGCGUCGGUGGUGGCUGCCGCUCUCAGCGGUACCUACCCGACUCUGCUGCCCCAGUGGGUCUUGCGACACCAAGAUGCGGCACAGAUCGCCGCCGCAGCGGCGGCCGCAGCUGCGGCUGGUCACACCGAGAACUCGGGUGCCGAUCAGCCACUCGAUCUCUCCGCAAAGCCAAAAAUUUCGGACAACAAUAUAUCUAUACUGGAUCAGCAAAAAAUACCUCUACGAAUGGCCGCAGCUAUCGAUCCAAAAGCUAUCUUUAACAGCACGUGCUACAGAGCGAAGCCAAGGGCGCAGGGCGGCGGUGCAGCGGGAGGCGGCAACGCGGUGCCCGUAGCGACAGGUGGUGGAGGUGGUCGGCGCACUUAUACCGAGGACGAGCUGCAGGCGGCGCUGCGCGACAUCCAGAGCGGCAAGCUCGGCACGAGGCGGGCCGCCGUCCUCUACGGCAUCCCCAGGAGCACCCUGAGGAACAAGGUCUACAAGCUAGCGAUGGAGCGCGAGAGGGACGCCACCCUCAACAAUGCCACAAGCAACAACAACAACACAGCCACCACCCAGAACAAUUCGAGCACGAACAACAACAGCACGACUCCGACGUCACAGAACAACAACAAUAACAACGAGGUGACGGCGGCGGUGGUGCUCGCUUCUAAUAGCAAUAACGGGCUCAAGCACAACAGCUGUGCCGACGUCAUCGCCGCCGUCGCCACUGGCACUACCACCACCAACAACUCCACUAUCACCACACCAAAUACCAAACGACAAAAUGCCACAACCGCGAACGCGCAACUGGACGAGGUGGACGAUAAAGAGCUGUCCGGAGCAGAGGAAGAAAAAGAAGUGGAAAAGGCACUGUUGAAACCUCUGCUGUCACUCGAAGACCUCGUGCGCUUUUCGCAUCUCGAAGGUGGCAGUGGCGAGUCACUCAGGGCCCUGCUACAGCGUGGUCAGACGGAGACUGGGCCUGGUGGAGCUGCCAACGAGUGGUCAAGUUUCGAGCACGCUGGUAUCGGACCCUAUUUGCAAAAAAUGCUCGCAGCUGCUGCGCCGUUUAAAGGAAUGGAUCCAGAAAUUAUGCGUCGUCUAAUGAACGAGGAUCAGAAGAAGAUGAACGUCAACGGGGAACAGGUACAGCAUCUUCAUCACGCCUCGUUACAGCAUCGUCUCACGGCUGGACAAAGAGGCCCGAUGACGAACGACGACUUCAAUCCAACGAUCGAAGACGAGGCGAGCGACAGCGGUCAGGGUCGACCCAUACUCAAAAUUCCGUCCUACAAGCCGGCGAGUUCAGCCGGCUCGAGCAAGAACAACGUCGAGUCGGUGGCGGCCGCGGCGUUCGCCCAACAGUUCGCGGCGGCCGCAGCAGCCGCAGCCGCGGCCAACGCGGUCGGGACAGCCAGUCCAGGACUGCUCGAGCGAGCCAGCCCCGCGUUCUCGGGCACGAGCUCGCCCACGAAUUCGCUCAUCGGCAAAGGCAUGGCCGUAAACUUUCGCGAUGUCAUUGCCAAAAGCAUAAGCAGCAAGUUCCAGGAGGGCCAGUCAGCGAGUUCCGGGCCCGCUGGCGCCGCUCAGUCGAUGAUCUCCGAGUCGAACCCCUACAAGCGGGGUCGGUUCACGCCACCGCACGGCCAGCCACAGGGCCAGCAGUCGAAGCAGUCGGCCGCGGCUCAGCAGGCCGCCCAGGACAAACAGAACAAAAAUGCCUCGGGGGGCAAGGGCACGAGACCGAAGCGCGGCAAGUACCGCAACUACGACCGAGACAGCCUCGUCGAGGCGGUCAGGGCCGUGCAAAGAGGCGAGAUGAGCGUGCACAGGGCUGGUAGCUACUACGGCGUUCCACAUUCCACGCUCGAAUACAAAGUCAAGGAGCGGCAUCUCAUGAGACCGAGGAAAAGGGAUCAAAAGCAGCCGGACGAUAAAACGAAAGAUGCACCGAUGUCGUCGAGUGCGACGCUGCGUACGACGCCAUCCGUGUCGCCGGAGAAAAAACCAAUGAUAAAGCCACCACAAAGCAAGCCAUUCGCGCCAGCCAGUGGCGCGAACGCUGCUAGCGGCGUGCCAGGACCGAACGGCAUGAAGAUGCCAUCCUUCAUCGACGGCAUGCCGCCGUUGCCGUUCGGCCAUCCCUUCAACUUCUGGAGCCCGACGCCUUUCAUGCCAGGCCCGACGGCUUUCAUGUCGGGCAGCGGCAGCAACGUACCUGCUUUGAUUCCGGAGCAGUACUUUGCGUCGCAGCGCAUGCGAGGCUUGCAGGAGCAGCAACGUAACAGCGGCAUGAGCCAGCAGCAACGGGACGCAGCGGGCGCCACGGGGGCCUCGAGCGAUCAAGAAGCCGCCGCGUCGAAUGCGCGAACCAGCUCGCUGAUCAAGUCGCCGCGCGAAAUGGCAGAGAGUCUGUACGAAGGAGGAUCGGCGGUGAACGGCAGCUUCCUGGACAACCUCAUCAGGUCGAGUCUGGAAUCGGGCAUGCCGCGCGAUAGGUCGCUGGCUGAGAUGCGAGGCGGUAAUUCGCAGCAACAGCAGUCCGAGAACCUGAGCACGUCGUCGACGGGCAGCAAGGUUCUCAUCGACCAGCUCUGCUGGAACUCGAGGCCGAAUCUGGUCAGGCCGAUGCAGACCGACAGCUGCAGCGAGGACGAAGGUGGCAAACCCUCGAGGCCGGAACGCGUGCCUACCGUCGAUUUGAGCUCGUCGCCGCGACAUUGUACGGACGAGGGUAGCGAUCGGGGGCUAGCCUCGCCGCCUACGCCUGUAUCUCUGUCGAGGCUCAGCAGCUCGGCCAGGGAUGAUGAAAAUUCCAGGGGUAGCCGGGAACGCGAGGUACAGAACGGAGGUGGCAGCGAAAAAGAGGACGAGCGCCCACAUCGGGCCUCGAAUGACAACAGUAAUAGCGACAUCAGCAACUGCAACAGUAGCGGCGGUGGGGGCAGCAAGAAGCUGAACCACUUUUCGGACAUUACGACAGCUGACAACAAGCUCAUCUUCAAGAAUGCCGUGUCAAGCGACAACAAAAAAAGUGCCUGUGAUAGUAAGCUUAUAGUAGAUCAUUCGAGCCAGCAAAAGACUCAUCAGCAUCAAGCCAAAAAGGAUUUGGUGUUGGGAAGUAGCAACGGGCGUCCGGCCAACGCUCUCAACAGCGGCAGUAGUCCAGGUGACGAAGAGAUCGACGACGAGGAAGAGGAUGACGAUGGCGUUAGGUCGCCCUUACCUUUGCUGCAUCAUCAUAACAGUCAAGAACAAGUCUUGGUGGAUGCUUCGCCGAAGCCGCCUGUAGUCGUGGCCAUGGAGGAGGCAGCCGUCGAGUAAUGGUCGAUUACUGCAUUUGGUUCAGCAGCAGCAAUGCCAUCAUCGUCAUCGGCGUUAUCGUCAUUGUCAGCGCAUAAACGAGAUAAGCGACAUAAAACAAACGAUGAGAUGAUACGAUUACAUUAAUUAUAUAGCAAAAAAGUUAUGAGCGCUCAUAAUAUUAAGUAUACUAAUGUUAUACGCUUAAUUCAUUAAAAUUGUAGACAAAGACAAAAGCAUUUUGCCACGGGCCGCGGGGUGCUGAUGCAAUUUAUAGGAAAAAGAAAAGUUUAUUAUUAAAUCAAAUCGAGAUUAUGAAGACGCGCAGUUUGAAGUUCACACUCAUACCCAUACACGCAUACACAGCCAUGAUCACACGCUGACGUACGUUGUAAAAUUGACGACGAGUAUUCUUCUCGAUACGGAUCGUUUACAUUUGAGCUCGUUGUAGAAUAACGCGUAUAAUACGUGCGCUAGUUCAUAGUCAUACAGUAAAAAAGAUCUCGCGUUCACGGGAAAACGAUUUUUCUUGAUUGCGACCAAUACACUCAUACUCAAACACAUACUAUUAUUAUAAAAAAAAUUAAAGAUAUACGCGCGCUAAUCCGUAUACGUUGAAAAAAUGUCCUAUAUCAUAUACUCUGUCUUAUCUACAUUGUCGCGCGUAAUAUCGCUGUCUCGUUACAACCCAUUUUUUUAAUCGUUUUUGGCUCAACCCAGUACUACUUGUAAAGUAUAUAAAAAAUAUAUAUUUCGAUGCGAUAGGUCAUUGCAUAUGAUACAUAUAAAUAUAUAGGUACGAGUGCCUAACACGGAGAAAUAAAGUGUGUAUAAAAAUUACGAAAAUUAUAGUCUGUAUUUAUAUCAGUAAUUGACUAUACUACAAAAAAAAAAGAAAAAAU
Trichogramma pretiosum is the source of this 6975-nucleotide messenger RNA. RefSeq names its product mushroom body large-type Kenyon cell-specific protein 1 (gene Eip93F). NCBI's taxonomy places the organism in Eukaryota, Metazoa, Arthropoda, Insecta, Hymenoptera, Trichogrammatidae. The record is from RefSeq and is a predicted model, not a curated record. Gene Ontology annotation, molecular function: DNA binding. Gene Ontology annotation, cellular component: nucleus. The transcript has 14 exons. Gene Ontology annotation, biological process: regulation of transcription by RNA polymerase II. Bases 1697 to 6094 code for a protein of 1465 amino acids.